Ceratina calcarata is the source of this 5345-nucleotide messenger RNA. It is a transcript of the gene RecQ4, whose product is annotated as RecQ4 helicase. Gene Ontology annotation, cellular component: chromosome; cytoplasm; nucleus. The record is from RefSeq and is a predicted model, not a curated record. The transcript has 7 exons. The coding region runs from base 197 to 4945 and encodes 1582 amino acids. Gene Ontology annotation, molecular function: 3'-5' DNA helicase activity; nucleic acid binding; four-way junction helicase activity. Lineage: Eukaryota; Metazoa; Arthropoda; Insecta; Hymenoptera; Apidae. Gene Ontology annotation, biological process: double-strand break repair via homologous recombination.
UGUCACGAGUCUUUUUAUUUCAAUAACAAAAUUUCAUUCACAAAAGAUUAUGUGAAUGACGCGUGUCCCGCGAGCUUAUAUUCGGAGUAGCAGUACUGAUUUGCGCGGGAUAUCGUAGGUCAACUAACCUCGAACACUGGACAAUUUCUUGAUAAUAUAUUUAUAACCGAGUGAUACAUUUAAGUAGUUUUAAAGCAUGGAGAUCCUAGAGGAUCCAGUGUUUAAAUCACAGUACCAGAAAUACAAGAUUCGUGUUAAACUAUGGGAGAGUCGGUUCACUAAGGAGCAUGGUCGGAAGCCAAACAAGAAUGAUAUUAAAGAGGCUGAUAUGAAAAUAAAAGAAUCUUAUAAAAUGUAUUGGAAGCUUAAAACGCAGGCCUUAGAGGAGACGCUUACAGAUAUUACGUUCUCAGAUGACGAUGUUCCCCCUAAAACUGUAGAGAAUACACCAGUUGAUGAAAUUAAACAUAACAAGCCCCUAAGGGACAGCAAUAGCCAAAGCAUAGAGAAUAUGUGCGAGUACGAUAAACAGCAAACAGAAAAUACACAUGAGAAUAGUUCAGAGAAAAUAGAUUUAGGAAGUACAAAUAAGGAGAACGUAGAGAACACUGGAAGCACAAGUUCACAAGAACACAAUUCAUCUGUUACCAACACUCCAAUUGAUAAGGAGAACCCAGACAAUAAAGAUAAUGAGAUUUCCAAAACAACAGAUAUACAAGAUGGAAGGCAAUCUGCUCUUGAUAAUGUCAGUGAAAAUAAAGAUGAAUAUAAGAAUGUAAAUGGUGUAUGGGGUGAUCAUUUAAGUAAAGCUAAUGAGCAAGUACCCAAAAAGAAGCAAUCGCUGCUCGUGGGUCGAUCAUCGUCAUUUCAGUUGUCACAAAAUAAAUUUACAAGUCUAAGCCUUACAAAAAGAAAUCCUAGAAAAUCUUUGUCUGCACCAAAGCUAAAGAAAUUAACAUCUCAUAAAGAUAUCAACGUUAGUAAGAACGUGCCAGAGCAUGGAGUAAAUACCGAAGGGAGUAAUACAGAUAGUUUAGUCGUUGAAGAAACGACGUCUGCGUUUGGUGAAUCGGUAAAAGUAAGUUACAUGGAGAACAAACCUGCCACGCAGUCAAUCGCCACUGUGCAACAGUUGAUUGAAGGGUACACGGUUCAUAGAAAUAUAAACGCGGGGUGGCUCGAUAGAUGUUCAAGGCAAAGUAAUUUGACCUGUCCAGUACUCGAUUCCAAGAGGCUUUCUGGGACAAGUGACUCUGGGAUCGAACUGGUAGACUCCAAUGUUCAAUCGCCUAAAGAAAAUGUGCCAGUGGCGGAGUCGCAGAAAUCUUUUCAAAUAUCGGAUGAAGAGGAUUUUGUUUGCAACAGUGAUACGGAAGAGGAAUUAAGAAAGAAGCGUAUAAGGAAUUUUAAAAAGAGGCUCAGUGAUCAAGAAAAUCCGUCUAAAAAAUUGUGUACAACUACUUAUGACAACUUAAAUACAAUGCAAACCUUGAGGUCCAGUACUAAUGACAAUACGAUUUUCAACGUGGAAAAGAAUAUUAUCUUAAACGAUCCUAAUAUAACUACGGUUGAAAUCAAUGACGCGAAUAAUAGUACAAAUGAUAUUAAAGAUUGUAAUAAAAAAAUUGAGAAUGUAUCAGAAACCGCCGACACACAUGAGACUGUCGAAAAACCUAGGCCCGUGAAUCGUAAAAUACGAAGGAGAAUUAAGCACAUUUCGUCCGAUGAUUCUGAUUCUGAUUAUAAUGAAAAUAGUGAGGAAGAAGAAAAGAAAACUAGAACAAAACGAGUUGGCAAAACCAAAGGAUCGGCUACAACAAGUAAAAAUAAGAGUGGAACUAAACCCAAGAGGACCUAUAGAAAAAAGAUGGAUCUACAGGAUGAGGAUGACGUUUCGGGAAUUGGUACAACGAGAAAAAGUAAAGGCACUAAGAAAACCAAGAAUGAAGCUAAACCGAAACGAGCGACCAGGAAGAAGAAAGAUGUAGAAAGUGAACCUGAUAAUGAUGAUCUCGAAACUGAAGGAAGUAAAAGAAAUCAUAUAUAUGGGAUAGAAACACUUAAAGCUGUGCCGCGUUUCGCGAUCAGUAAAAGCAGUCAAGGAGAUCUCAUUCAACAAUUCGCUACAUCUGUUUCAUCCAAAGACGACACAGAAUCUACUAUAGUACCUCGGUCAACGAAAGGAAAAUACUUAACGGAUAAAGAAAAAUUGGAAAAGAAGAUAGCUGAUGGAAAAAUGAAUGAAAACUUUGUUCGAAUAAACUUGAAGAAAAAAGUAUUUGUACGCGGUAAGAAACAUUUCAAUUUCUCGAAAUAUAAAAAAAACCAGUGGAAGGAAAGGAAAAAGGAACUCGAAUCUGGCGAGGGUAGUUUGGCAGUAGCUGAUUUCGUUGAGAAAAUUGGCACGCACGGUUGCUUUAUCUGCGGAGAACGUGGUCAUUUUUCGAGAAGAUGCCCGAAGAGAAAGGGUGACGAUUUAGUACCGUUAGACGAAAUAGACGAAGACUCGGAAUUCCCAACUUUGGAACAAGCGCAGGAGAUGGCCAGUAAAAAUGCGAUCGUUGCACAUGCUUCUAGAAUCGAUCGCUUACCGGAAAAACCGUCGUACUCGUCUAUUAAGACGGGCGAGUCGGCAGAACCAACGAACGAAGAGACUAAACAUUGGAACGAUGAUUUAUGGGAACCGAUCGAGGAUGAAGAACUUUUAUGCGGUCACAAAAUUCCCGAAGAAUUGGUCCAACAACUAUUACCACCGGAGAAGGACGUCGUGCAACCACUAUAUCGACCUAACGAAGAUCAAUCAUUGAUAGAUACACCGACUGAAGUUUUCGAAACGUUGCGAAUGUUUGGCCACACAACGUUCAGACCCGGACAGGAGAAAGCUAUAAUGAGAAUACUUUCUGGCCAGUCAACCCUAGUGACAUUGUCUACUGGCUCUGGAAAGUCUCUGUGCUACCAGUUACCAGCGUAUCUAUAUUCCAAAUAUUCAAAUUCCAUCACUUUGGUCAUAUCACCUUUGGUAUCCUUGAUGGACGACCAGGUAACCGGCGUGCCAGCGUUCUUGUCUGCAGCUUGUCUGCACACGAAUCAAACGCAGAAAGUAAGGGACAACGUUAUGCUAAUGGUGAAGAACGGGCAACUGAAUAUUUUGUUGAUCUCUCCAGAAGCAGUAGUCGCUGGAGAGAAAUCGACUGGUUUCGGUGCGUUACUUAGGCAGCUUCCACCGAUCGCUUUCGCGUGUAUAGACGAAGCUCAUUGCAUUUCUCAAUGGUCUCAUAACUUCCGCCCGUCUUAUCUCAUGGUCUGUCGAGUCCUUAAAGAAAAAUUACGUGUCAGAACUGUGUUAGCUCUCACCGCCACUGCCACAAAAUCGACGGCAGAAAGCAUAGUCAGCCAUUUAGGUAUACACGACGGCAUGGCAGGCGUUAUCUCUGAUAUUCCAAUGCCAAGAAACUUGCUGCUGACGGUGUCUAAAGAUGAAAACAGAGAUCGUGCUCUGGUCAAUUUACUGUUAAGCGAGAGGUUCAAGGAGUGCGAUUCGGUUAUCGUUUAUUGCACCCGCCGUGAAGAAUGCGUAAGGAUCGCGGGCCUUCUGAGAACUUCUUUACAGAACACAAAUAAUUACGAGAACUCGAAAAGUAAACUGUCUUCUAUCGCCGAAGCGUAUCAUGCUGGUUUGUCAGCUUAUCGUCGAAAAACUGUACAGAAGGCGUUUAUGAAUGGGCAAACUAGAAUUGUCGUAGCUACCGUAGCUUUCGGUAUGGGUCUUAACAAGCCAGACAUUCGUGCCGUUAUUCACUACAAUAUGCCCGGAACUUUUGAGGGAUACGUUCAGGAAGUUGGGAGAGCUGGACGAGACGGACUCCCAGCGCACUGUCAUUUAUUCUUAAAUCCGACGGAGGACAAAGAUAAGUGGGAAUUACGGCGGCAUAUUUAUGCCAACGGAGUGGACAGGCAUAUGAUUAGACGUCUAUUGCAAAAAGUUUUCAUCCCAUGUUCUUGCGGCAAGUUACGCGAAAAGAAUGCGAGUUACAGAUGCCCGGGUCACGAAGUGGCGAUACCAAUCGAUGAGACAGUCGAGGCUCUAGAUAUUCCCGAGGAGAUAAUUUCCACUCUAUUAUGUUACCUCGAACUACAUCCCCGAAGAUUUAUUACCGUUCUGUCUUCCGUAUAUGUUAAAGCCAGAGUCUCGAGUUAUAACGGGCCCCAAGGUUUAAAACAAGCCGCACAAUCGUCGCCGCCUCUGGCAAUGGCGAUAGCGAUGGAGUUGCAAAAAGGUGUUUCUCACGAUGAUAGUAGCGUGAUCGAAUUCCCUGUAGUAGACAUAGCAUCCGCCAUCGGAUGGGACAGCGGGAUUGUCAAGAGUCAUCUCAAAAAUUUGGAAUGGAAGACAGUUAAUGGUGCGUCGAAGCGUUCAGCUAUUUCGGUACGAUACGAUACACUUGGUCUGAGGGUGAAAGCCCCAGGGGACUUGACGGAUGAGGAACUCGACGAAGCUCUUGAUGCUCUAUAUAGUCGCACUCAGACACAAGAAAAUGCAGCUUUGCAACAACUCGAGACAAUUGGCGUGACACUUCACAAGUUCAGCGUGUCGAGUGUGAACCAGUGUCUGGCAGUGAAUGAUGAGAUGAACUCGAGAUCUGAUCAAUUAAAAGAUGUAAUUCGAAGUUACUUUGCAGAAGGAACGCUACUAGAUAUAGAUAUGAAACGACGGAAGGAAUUGGAGAAUGAAGCUCAAAUAGCUAGUGACGUACGGAAUUUGAUUAUGAGUUAUAGAGAUAAUAGUUUCACUGGACGCGCCGUCGCGCGAAUCUUUCAUGGUAUACAGAGUCCGAAUUACCCUGCCUACGUUUGGAACAAGUGCCGCUUUUGGAGAGCUCAUCUUCCUUCCGAUUUUAAUGCCCUGUGCCUGAUCGCGACGAGAGAAAUUUUAGCUCUACGCUGAGAUUAUCUCGACUGAUUUUAAGGGAAUUUCUUCGAUGUUAGAGAUUAGAAAUCUUUUUUGUUUAUUAAUGUUCACGCUGUGCGACUUGAUACAUAUAUUUUAGGAUGACACUGUUAGUGGUGACUUGAGGUGACCGAUAUGUAACGAUCGAUGAAUUUUAUUUUUUUCAACGUACAACUCGAGUGAUUAUAUAAACAGUUUAUUAUAUCGAUAACAAGCGACAAAAUUCGUGUAAACCAUACGUCGGUAUGGGAAAUGUGAAAAGUGUCUUAGAAAAAUUGAUAUAUUUUUACAUUUAUAAAGUAAAAAUUUUAGUAUAAAUAUUUUCCUCUAGAAAAAUAGCAAUACGCACAUCUUUGUAACUUGAACAUGAAAUAAUAAAAACAAUAAUAUAUUUUUA